Danio rerio (zebrafish) is the source of this 882-nucleotide messenger RNA. Lineage: Eukaryota; Metazoa; Chordata; Actinopteri; Cypriniformes; Danionidae. The record is from RefSeq and is a predicted model, not a curated record.
AUGAACUUUGUCUCUGAGAGAAAAAGGGCAGGUGCUCAAGCACUCAAACCCCCCUUCCCAUGUGCAAGUUGCAUUGCCCUGGCAAUUAAGGGCUUGGCUACAGGUUUCUCUUUUCUGCACAUAGCUGUGUUGUUUUUCUGUUUUGCUGCUGGAUCUGGAGACGUACUUCUGCUCUCUUUUUUGAUCCACUGCAGAUUAAAAAACACAGUCUCCAGCAGCACAAUCUGGAGUCUUCAACUUUCUCUGAUCCUUUUCCCAAACCUCUGUAUGUUCUUAGCCUUCAUCCUUUGGGGCUUUACUGAAGGAUCUUUAUAUGAGACCAUCACCUGCUCUUCACUUUAUAUUCUGAGACCUUUUAUGCUGAUCUGGGUUUUGCCCUAUUUGAAGUAUCUUCAAGAUAAACUUAAACGAUGGAUCGAGUUUUUCACAGCAACAAGAGAAUUAUGCUUUUUCACACUGAUUGUUUAUUCAGUUUUUUUCAUGCAUGGUUGGAGAAUAAGAGAACAUCACACAGACCUCAAACCUUUAACAAUGUCUGGAAUGUUCUAUGGACUUCUUGUACUGAUAUCUGUCGUAUUGAGUACAGUUUUUGGAUGCAAGUUUUUGGAUUCUCAUUUCUUGAUUUCCAUGAUGUCUGCUUUCCAACUUCCCCAGCUGUUCUUCUUAUUUGGAUAUACCUCUCUAGGAACUGGUAUUUUUGUUGUUUUGGCUGUUAUUCAUACAUUCUGGCCAUUUGUUCUUCGUCUGCCUGCAGUCUUCGACCGUUUCUGCAGAACAUGGAUAGUAGCACUGUGGAUUAUAGCAAUAUCAGUUCUAGAAAUUAUCUUAGCGAUUUAUAUUCAUAUACUCAUGUUGGAAAGGGAGAAAGUCAGGAUUGUAUGA